Carya illinoinensis is the source of this 2709-nucleotide messenger RNA. Its product is annotated as probable serine/threonine-protein kinase PBL21. The transcript is spliced from 6 exons. Lineage: Eukaryota; Viridiplantae; Streptophyta; Magnoliopsida; Fagales; Juglandaceae. The record is from RefSeq and is a predicted model, not a curated record. The coding region runs from base 819 to 2096 and encodes 425 amino acids. Gene Ontology annotation, molecular function: ATP binding; protein kinase activity. Gene Ontology annotation, biological process: protein phosphorylation.
AAAGAUAUCAGAGUGAGCGGGGCGGCGAGAGCGACAGGUCAAAAAUCAAGCAUAAACAUCGAUGCUUACUGGUAAUUAUGAUCACACGAGCAGAGAAGGAAAGCAAAGGAAUUCAGCACUUAAAAAAUAAAAAUUAUAAAAAUAUACAAAUAUUCAGGUCCACAUUUUCCGAAAGCGAAAGAGGAGAGGCAUAAAUCAAAGGGUAAAAUCCAGCUAUUAUUACAGUCGCCGCAAACUGUGCCGCUAAAUUUGUCGCGCUCUAUUUCUCCGUCUAUCUGUGUUUCUCUGUCUGUAAAUUUUGCGGCAAGGAACAACACACAUUUUUCUUUUUGCCUUGUCCGCGUAAUUUUAGUUUCGUUUUUUCUCCGUGUUUUUCUUUUCGCGUUUUCCUAGCGUCAUUUGCCAAGCCGACGGUUCUAGGACUUUCUUCUUGGGUCGUUUUAUUUUCGUAAAAUUUAUUUGCUCUGUCUGUCUGUCUGUCUGUCUGUUUUUGUUCUAUUUUUGAAAGAUAUUUUACUUUGGGCUUGGAUUUAUUGGCUAUUUUUUUUUAAUUCUAUUAUUUUUAUUUGGUUGAGGGGCUUCUUGAUCUCCCGGGUUCGAAAAGAGCUUUUAUGUCUUUGAAUAGGGUUAGGGUGUGUUGCUUUCUUUGCUUAUCCCCACCUCCUCUCAAAGCACGUUAUGUUCUGGGAAUUUGAGAUGGGUGAGUGGGAUGACAAAUUUGUUUCGGUUGGUGGUUCACCGUUGAUCUUAGCAUUUUCUCUUACUGGUUUCUGUGUGCAUUAGAGAGAGAAGGGGAGGGGGAGGGGGAGGGGGAGAGAAUGGUUUGUUUUUCUUGCUUCAGUCCUGGAGGAAAAGGUGUGCGCAGGAUUGAAAUUGAGAAUGGCACGCGAUCCGGUUCUCGGCACUCUGCUGAUUCGGCAGGUAGUGGGAGGGGAAAGGAGGAGUCAGGCGAUAACGGUAAGGGAAUCCGAUCCACAGCUAAAUCGUGCGAAUGCUGGGAGUUGAUUCGGGUCUUUAAUGUUUCAGUGAAUGGGAAAGGGAAGGCGACUUUGAAUGAUACUAAGGGCAACAGCACGAGAAGCAGUGGGGCGCGCAGUUUUACGUUUCGUGAGCUAGCAGCAGCCACGAGAGGUUUUAGGGAGGUGAAUCUGAUAGGGGAAGGGGGUUUUGGAAGGGUUUACAAGGGCCGCCUUGAGACGGGAGAGGUUGUUGCGAUUAAACAACUUGAUCAUGAUGGCGUCCAGGGAUUUAAGGAAUUCCUUGUGGAGGUUCUCAUGUUAAGCUUGUUACACCAUUCUAAUCUUGUCACUUUGAUUGGGUAUUGCACUGAUGGGGAUCAGAGACUGUUGGUCUAUGAGUACAUGCCAAUGGGUAGCUUGGAAGAUCAUCUCUUUGAUCUGGACCCUAACAAAGAGCCACUGAAUUGGAAUACAAGAAUAAAAGUUGCUGUUGGUGCAGCUCGGGGGCUUGAGCAUCUCCACUGCAAAGCCGAUCCCCCUGUUAUUUACCGUGACUUAAAAUCUGCAAAUAUCUUGCUGGACAACGAUUUCAAUCCGAAGCUCUCGGAUUUUGGGCUUGCUAAACUGGGACCUGUUGGUGACAAUACUCAUGUUUCAACCAGAGUGAUGGGAACAUAUGGUUACUGUGCCCCAGAGUAUGCGAUGAGUGGCAAGUUGACCCUUAAAUCUGAUAUAUAUAGCUUUGGUGUGGUUCUGUUGGAGUUGAUCACUGGCCGGAGGGCAAUAGACUGCAGUAAGAAGCAGGGAGAGCAGAACCUAGUUUCCUGGUCUCGUCCAUUUUUGAGGGACCGAAGGAAAUUUACCCAAUUAGUUGACCCUUUAUUGCAAGGGCGCUUCCCUGUUCGUAGUUUGCAUCAUGCAAUUGCCAUUACUGCAAUGUGUCUUCAAGAGCAGCCAACUUUCCGCCCUCUCAUUGGUGAUAUUGUUGUAGCGCUUGAGUACUUGUCCUCUCAGAGUAAUACUUAUGAAGUCCAUAAUAGCCGAGUCCGCAGUUCCCUGCCUCGAUCAUCCUCGCAGCAAGACAGUGAUAUCUUUUCCUGUGAAUCAGAUUAUCGAAGAAGUUCGACUUCUGUUUAAACAUCGGUGGGCAGAAGCUGCUGAAAUUAUAUGAUGCUGUUUGCUACUUUGUGAAACUUGAAGGAGAAAAAAUGUAAUCCAUUUGCAAUGUAAUGAUAUAUAUGCACCUGCAUAAUGGGUAUCUCAAAGUAUGCUUUACGUAUAUAUCAGAGUGUUCAGGAUGUAGUUUUUUCUUCUGAAAUCAUUAAAAAUGGUUAGGUGCUUAUCAGUGGCUGACUUACAAGAGAAAGGGAAGAGUUCAACAGAAGGAAAAUAAGGUCAUCUCGAGAUAAAGGGGUUCUCCUUUUCGUCAAGAGUAAUUACACCGUAGAUUCUUUGAUAUUAUGAAAGUUGGAAAAGAGGAAGAGGAUGGGGGGCUGCAAAUGCUGGAAAAACCUGUAAUCUUCAUUGUUUGCUGGAAACAAUAUGGGUUCAUCCUUACGCUUUGAGCUAUUCAGCUAUUGUCCAGAUUCUUGAGCAUACAAUGUAUAGGAAAAAAAACAGAAGCAUCAUAUGUCGUAAAAAAGAGAGACAACUUUAUCUUGUGGCAUUUCGUUGUUGCAAAUGUAAUCAUGAGCAAAGGAAAGAACUAUGUUUCCAAGAACAAAAUAAAAGCAAUUAUAUUGUUGUCUUC